This is a messenger RNA of Paramacrobiotus metropolitanus, 1182 nucleotides long. RefSeq lists its product as uncharacterized. Lineage: Eukaryota; Metazoa; Tardigrada; Eutardigrada; Parachela; Macrobiotidae. The record is from RefSeq and is a predicted model, not a curated record. The transcript is spliced from 3 exons. Bases 1 to 1182 code for a protein of 393 amino acids.
AUGGCGUCCAACGGAGCCAUCCAAUACCCGCCUCAAUUGUUGUUGAACCCUCAGCAGGGGCAUCAGCCGGGCGCAGCGCCACAGGCACUGCAGCAACCGCCACAAGUUAUGAUGUUGGCUGACUCGUAUGCGAAGGCUAAUGCAAAGGCUUUUGCCCGGACCACCCAGCCGACCUUCGACGGCGACAAGACAGCCGUGAAAGGGUGGAUUCCCCAGAUCAGAAGGAUCUGCAAGCAGUCGUCCGACUUUAUCAAGCCGGACCCGGACUUCAUGAGCCGCAUCUUCGCAUCCUUGUCCAAACCGGUCAAGGAAUGGUACACUGGCCAGCGCAAACUGAUCUCUCGGCGCAAGUUUCUUUUACUACUCUGUAUACUGAAGAAGCGAAAGCUGCGAGAUGACUGGGUUCCCUUUGCUUUUGAUCCGCGUGUUUUCUCCGAACGUGAAAGCUGGCGAUAUUUCCGUUUCACGAUGCCCGAGAUCGAAGAUCUCCGAAAGCGCCUAAUGAUCCCUGACGUCGUAAUAACCACACGACGCGAGCGUGCAUCAGGUGUGGAAGCUCUGUGCAUCUUGUUGCGCCGUCUUGUAUAUCCUUCGCGAUGGAUUGAUCUGCGAAUGUUUUUUGGACGUUCUGAGAGCAGCUUGUGUGGUAUAUUCAUGUGGGUGCUGAAUCACAUCGACAAGACAUUCAGAUGGCUUCUGGAGGAGUGGAACCAGGCCUGGCUUACAGAAGAAGAUUUCAUUCUGUACACAGGCGCCGUUGCCGCGAAAGGAGGCGUGCUGCGUGGAUGUUUUGGUUUCAUUGACGGAACUGCUCGACCGAUCAGUCGUCCAAAAUUUUACCAGCGACAGUGCUUUAGCGGGCACAAGCGCCACCACUGCUCGAAAUGGCAAGCCAUUCUUCUACCAAACGGGAUGAUUGGUAGCUUAUAUGGAGGACACCGCGGAUCCAUGCACGACAGUACUCUUUUGACCUCAAGCAAAGUUUUGGAUGCGCUGCAGCAGAAAUUCGCCACAUUUGCAGGUCCAGAAAGGUUUUGUCUUUAUGGUGACUCGGGCUACGGAAGAGGUGACCUUGUGAAGAAACCGUUCUCGAAAGUGGAAGUUAUGAAUGACCGUCGUAAAAAAAUGUUGAAUAAAGCUAUGUCUCGGGUAAGGGAACCUGUCGAAUGGGGCUUCAAAUAG